AUGACUGUGGCACCAUUAGACGCUUGUUAUUUAAAAAUCACAUCAAACCCAAACCCUUCCGUUCCAAAACCUAAUAAUGAAUUAGUAUUUGGCAAAACAUUUACUGAUCAUAUGUUGACCGUGGAAUGGGAUAUCGAGACAGGUUGGGGUAUUCCUGAAAUUAAACCUUACGGUAACUUGUCUUUAGAUCCUUCCUGUUGUGUAUUCCAUUAUGCUUUUGAAUUGUUCGAAGGUAUGAAGGCAUAUAGAACGAAAGAUAAUAAGAUAUCUCUUUUCCGUCCAGAUAUGAACAUGAAAAGAAUGAAUAAAUCUGCGGAAAGAAUCUGUUUACCAAGCUUCGAUGAAGAAGAAUUAAUAAAACUGAUCGGUAAAUUGAUCGAACAAGACAAGCAUUUGGUUCCAGAAGGCGAAGGUUACUCUUUGUACAUUAGACCAACUAUGAUCGGUAGUUCAAAUGGUUUGGGCGUUUCAAUACCAACUAAAGCUAUGAUUUUUGUUAUCCUAUCACCAGUGGGACCAUAUUACAAGACUGGGUUUAAGGCCGUUAAAUUAGAGGCUACCGAUUAUGCUACAAGGGCUUGGCCUGGUGGUUGUGGUGACAAGAAGUUAGGUGCAAAUUAUGCACCAUGCAUAUUACCUCAACGUCAAGCUGCUUCAAGAGGUUACCAACAAAAUCUGUGGCUUUUCGGUCCAGAAAAGUAUGUCACGGAGGUCGGAACUAUGAAUGUAUUUUUCGUCUUUGAAGAUUCAAAAACAGGCAAAAAAGAGCUUGUCACAGCUCCAUUGGAUGGAACAAUUCUAGAAGGUGUCACUAGAGCUUCUGUGCUAGAAUUAGCUAGACAAAAUUUAAACCCAAGUGAAUGGGAGGUGAACGAACGUUACUGUUCCAUAUACGAAAUCGCAGAAAGAUCUAAAAAAGGGGAGCUAAUCGAAGCAUUUGGAUCUGGUACAGCAGCUGUCGUUUCUCCAAUUAAAGAAAUUGGUUGGGAAAAUGAGAAAAUCGAUAUUCCCCUAUUGGCCGGCGAGCAAAGUGGUGCGUUAACUAAAUCUGUUGCUGCAUGGAUAUCCGAUAUUCAAUACGGUAGAGUUCAGCAUAAAAAUUGGGUCCGCGUAGUUGCUGAAUUAUAA
Messenger RNA from Tetrapisispora phaffii CBS 4417, 1128 nucleotides. RefSeq lists its product as uncharacterized. Gene Ontology annotation, biological process: L-valine biosynthetic process; L-leucine biosynthetic process. Gene Ontology annotation, cellular component: mitochondrion. Bases 1 to 1128 code for a protein of 375 amino acids. The transcript has a single exon. The record is from RefSeq and is a predicted model, not a curated record. Gene Ontology annotation, molecular function: branched-chain-amino-acid:2-oxoglutarate transaminase activity. NCBI's taxonomy places the organism in Eukaryota, Fungi, Ascomycota, Saccharomycetes, Saccharomycetales, Saccharomycetaceae.